Molecule: messenger RNA, 767 nt
Organism: Thalassophryne amazonica
Lineage: Eukaryota; Metazoa; Chordata; Actinopteri; Batrachoidiformes; Batrachoididae
Gene: mal2
Product: mal, T cell differentiation protein 2
Exons: 5
Coding region: 29-574 (181 amino acids)
Biological process (GO): myelination
Cellular component (GO): membrane
Molecular function (GO): structural constituent of myelin sheath
Source: RefSeq, a predicted model, not a curated record
AGGGGGAUAAUAGGAGGGGAGAGGAGAGAUGUCGGAACCAGCCGCAAAUCCCGCUGCGACCUCGUUCCCAGCGCCAAUUAUUUCCCUGCCUUUAGGACUGGAGGUGCUGAGGACCUACUCUGGAGCUCUGAUCUGCUUAGAAAUAUUCCUUGGAGGUCUAGUAUGGAUCCUGGUGGCCUCCUCCAAUGUGCCAGUGCCUUUGCUACAGGGCUGGGUGAUGUUCGUCUCAGUCACCACCUUCUUGCUGUCCAUCAUCUACCUCACUCUCCUCAUCACCAGCCUGGCUGACCACAUCAACAUAGACUGGAACUUUCUGGAUGUGUUUUAUCAUUUCAUAGCAUUGCUUUUCUACUUUGCUGCCUUUGUGCUGGAGGCGGCCACUACAGCGGCAGCUGUCUAUAUUAAACCAACACACAACAACUCCAUAUGCAUCAAACACCCACAAGGCAACAUCCUCACCAUCCUAAAUCAGACGCAGUACCAAAUUAAUGUGGCAGUCACGGUAUUUGCCUUUGUGGUGACGCUGUGCUACGGCUGCAGUUUGGUGAUGGGCUUCAGGAGGUGGAGGCUGUAACUGAGAAUGCAACAACAUGAAAUAACUUUACAACUUUUGUCGCAUCAUCUUCACAAUCAGAUCAGUUUUUGCUUAUUUAAUGUUAUGUGUCGGACGCAGCUCGGAGAACCGACCAGCGUUUGAAGGACCCAGUAUGAAAUAAGCAGAGCACGGUACAAAGGCUAACUGAAUUUAAUACAUAACAGUGAUACAA